Abrus precatorius (Indian licorice) is the source of this 3867-nucleotide messenger RNA. RefSeq lists its product as uncharacterized. NCBI's taxonomy places the organism in Eukaryota, Viridiplantae, Streptophyta, Magnoliopsida, Fabales, Fabaceae. The record is from RefSeq and is a predicted model, not a curated record. The transcript is spliced from 10 exons. Gene Ontology annotation, cellular component: Ino80 complex. Bases 368 to 3166 code for a protein of 932 amino acids.
UCUUUCUCUCUCUGCCAAUUGUGGUGUGUGUCUCUUUUCUCUCGAUGCUCUCUUAAUAAUAAGAAACCUUCUAUGACUCUCUCACUCACUCUCUUUCUCUCUCUAUCCUCCUCUUUCUCUCUCUUUCUCUCUUUGCCCUUGCCCUUAGGUUAUCCCAAAUUCCUAUUCCUCUCUCAAUCCUUAUUAUAAUUUUUAUUUUAAUUAACUUCGAUUAUCGGCCCAGCUUCAAGUUCUUCUUCUUUCUGUGGGACAGGCGUGGAGAAAUUUACUGGUUACUUAUGGAUGAAAGAUGUUCUUUAAAAGUGAACGAGGCAGUGUUUUGAUAUAUAUUUGUAUAGUGUUUUUUUGAAGAAUUAUUCUCAUUCCCAUGGCUGCUGAUCAGAAGAGAAAACGGGUAAAUGGUGCAAACAUUGUUGGUUAUGGUUCUAGAGAGCAACACAGGACCAAAAGAAAGAAUUUGGGAUUAGUUCAAAAUGAUUUAAACAUGAGACCUCACAUCUCUGUUGAGUGGGAUGGUAAUCAGAAAAGGGUUGUUGCUAAGCAGGAGCAGAUUGGCAUCGGUUGGAGACAAAUGAAACCAUUUGUUAAUUUUGUUUCUAAUGAUCACAAGGUCUUGGCAGAUGUGUUUACAGUGCCUCAAGAAAUCUUUGACUUGGAUAAUUUAAGUGAAGUGCUUUCGUAUGAGGUUUGGAAGACCCAUCUUUCAGAAAAUGAGAGAAACAUUCUCAUGGAUUUUCUCCCUAGUGGCUUUGAGCCACAUCAAGUUGUGGAAGAAUUACUUGAUGGGGCUAACUAUCAUUUUGGAAAUCCCUUUUUGAAAUGGGGUGCUUCACUUUGUUUAGGUGAUCUUCAUCCAGAUGUGAUUGUUGACCGAGAACAGCAUCUUAAGUCUGAGAAGAGAGCAUACUACUCACAGUUACAUAAUUAUCACAAUGAUAUGAUAGGAUUUCUAUCUAAGUUGAAGGAAAGGUGGCAAAGUUGCAAAGAUCCAGAAAAGGAGAUAGUGCAGAAGAUAUGGAGAUCAAAGAAUGUAGAGAAAAGAAUGCCCUCAAAAGUGAUUGAACCUAGAGUUUAUGAUCCUGAUGGGAAUGUUACAGGGUCAUCUGAGUCAUGCUCUUGGGAUGCAGAGGAGAAGGCAUGUAGUAGUGACAACCAAAUUUCCUCACUGAGAAAAGAUGAUAAACUUCAAAGAAGGGUUCUUGAAAAAGACAUUGUUAAAGGUAAAUCCAGACAUUUGAUGGUUUCUUCAAACGAUAUGCUUAAUGUGGCAGAAAAGCCCAAGAUAGGGGACAAACUACCCAAGCGUAACAUUCAUUCUACUGAUGGUGACAAAUACAUGUCAUGUAUCAAGAUUAGUAGGCAGCAGCAUGAACUUGUUAAGAAUAUGAAGCAGUCCGGUAAAAGCAUCCAAUCUAGAUCUCUUAACCGUGUUUUGGGUAAUCUUGAUAAAAUUCAUGUGCAACCAUAUGAAAUAUUUGUCAAAGAAGAACAGAAGAAGUUGCAAGAGCAUUGGUUACAAUUGGUGAACAAAGACCUCCCUGUGGCAUAUGCAAAUUGGACAGAGAGACAGAUACAGAGAGAUGGUGUGAGAAAUUCUUUGCUGGCAGAGAUGAAGGAUAAAUUAAAUCCAUUCAUUGAGGAAGAGGAUAAUGUGAACUCAGGAAGUGAGCUUCAGGAUCAGGAUGAGGAUAACAUAAGCUCAGGGGGUGAGCUUCAGGAUCAGGAUGAGGAUAACAUAAGCUCAGGGGGCGAGCUUCAGGAUCAGGAUGAAGAGGAUAACAUAAGCUCAGGAGGUGAGCUUAAGGAGCAGAAUGAGGAUAAUGUGAGCUCAGGAAGUGAACUUCAGGAUCGGGAUGGCGAUAAUGUGAGCUCAGGUGACGAGCUUCAGGAUCAGGUGGAAGAUGGAGGUCUGAAUGAUCAGUCUAACUUGAAAGAUGAUAAGGAUUCUAUUUCUAGGUCCCCAGAGAACCAGUCCCUGCACAAUUCUUAUGUUAGUGGUGAAUCUGGUGAUGAUGAGUUCAACCAAAUCAGUGUGGAUUCAGAAAAGAAUCUUGUUUUAUCAAAAUCAAAUAAUGCUUCCCCAAAUAAAAAUGAUGAGUAUACAAGGAAUAUUAACACUCAGGAUAUUUCUAUUGAUGAAGGAGCGCCUUUCACUUCUGGUGGUGAUGUCUGGCAAGCAGUUGAAAUGCCACAUUCAUACUAUGAUGCUGCUGUGACCAAUGAGUUCACAGCCAGUGGGCUAUCACUGGCUAAUCCUCAAGUCAGUGAAGAGCAGCCAACCCAUAUGAUUGAUCUUGAAUCUAAUUUGCGUCGAGAAGAAACAGGUAAAGAGUUGUUACGGAGGCAGUUAGAUGAUGGGACCUUCAGUUCUUACCAAAGUCAGGAUCGAAGUGUUUUACUUCCAUCUAUCUUCAAGGGAGAAGAGCUGCUACCUUAUCAUCAUGAACAGAAAGGAGCCCAGUUAGAUUUCCAGACUUCAAACAACGUUAUGAUUGGAAAUAGCCAAUUUUCCAGUCAUUUUAAGGAGCCCUUGCAGACAUCUCUGACGUUGGACCAGGGGCGAAGGAGAGCUAAUGAAGUAUACCUGCCAGAAAACAUGUCAGAGAAUAUUUAUUCUGAUGGAGGAAGGUACUUAAUCCCCAGGCAAGAUCCAUUAAUCCCCAGGCAAGAUCCAAUUGCUGCAGUAAACAUGACUGAUUGGGUUGCUAAUACUGCUCGGCUUGCAGCACCUUCCCAACCAAACUUAAAUACUGGAAAUUUUAUUGGUCAUCAUUGGUUCCCUCCUGACCAUCAAGUUCGUGGUGGCUGGAAUGGAUCUGAUGGCGGUAGUCUUUCAACUCAAAGUCUUGGCACUGGAGCAAACUCUGAUCAGAGUUUAUUUAGUAUUCUGUCAGAGUGUAGCCAAUUACGUUCAGGUAGUACCUAUGAUUCAGUUAGAAAUACUGACCAAUUUCUUGCACCCAGAACUUAUGGAGUAGUAGAUGCAGGUACACCAAGGGUGAACGCCGUUGUACCGCAGUCUUCUCAUCCAUUAGAUUACUUCACCGGACGUGAAGCACCUAGUGGUCUGGUACCUGAUGAUAUGACAUGGAUGAGCAUGCCGCAUCAGAAUUCUGCAUUACAUGAUCAAUUGGGAAAGCCAUACUUAAGGUCAUGGAACCGUUAAUGAAUAUUUUACUCAGUUAGCGAGAUAUAGUUCAGAGCUCGACUGCAAGACAGUGAGAAGAAAUGCAUAUUUGUCCAUGUGAUAGUAUUUUGUGACUAGAGCAAUCACAGAAGCUGGGGUAUGUAUCCCCUGAGAUGAGAUAGGUUUCUGUACAUACCUAUACCGAGGCCAACUCAACACCAUGUACAUAUCUAGAUAUUUAGAGGCGCAGGAAAGAAACCAAGGAGUUAAGAUAAGCUUCAAGAAUUUAAGGUUAUUAGGCAAGUUACAUAUUUUAUUCUUAUUUUUUAUUUCUUUUCCUUUGCUUCUUCUAGAGAGACAUUCUUUAAAUAAUUUUGGAAGGUAAGAAAUGCUGGAGGCUGGUGCCUCUUUUUGAGUUAUCUUUAUUUUGGGUUCGUUUUUCAUAACUUCGACGUAUGUUUAUAAUGCUAAAAAUCAUAUGGACUUCAGUGGGAAUAAUCAGAAUCACUGUGAAAACAGCAACCAAGGGAAAUUCUCGCACGUGGGCCAUAGUCUUGUACUGUUAACAUCAUCUGGAGAUGAGCAUAUUAGGCUUGCUCGAGUCUAUAGGACACCAAAGCCCGAUCAGAAUGAAUGUGACUAUUUGGUUUGCCAAAAUUGAGGCAACGUUGCCUUUAGGCUUUUGGCAACAGAAUUUUCUUAUGUUUCCUAAAGAUCUUAAAUAUAUAAUGUUAAAUUUU